AUGUGCAUCCAACCCUACGAGCGCUACAACCUCUGCCCCUGCGAGCUAAAACGCGGCACCCUCCUCACCUGCCCGGACCCCUACUGCCGCACCAUCAACACGCCCGUCUACAACAACAACAAGUCCUACUGCGCCUACCACGCGCGAAAAGCCAAAACCGCCAUCGUCGCGCGCAAUCGCUUUCUCUCGCGCAAAGGGGUCCGCGAUGCCUCGUCCCUGAACAUCAGCUCGCGUGCUCCGAUCCUCGGACGCGUCAGCUCCGCGUUCGCGGGUUCGAAGGCAGAUUUCCCGGGGAUGUGUACGCGGUACGGUGGCGAGGGCAUGAGCGAUGAAGACUCCGAUGGGGGGCGGUUCGCGGGGCGCAAAGAGGAGUUCUGGGCGAUGAUGGAGGGGGCGGGGAGGGGAUACGGUGCGCGGCUGUCGAAGACGAGCGAGUGCGAGAAGUCGAGGACGUGGGUUGAGUGGAAGAAGUUCCAGCGCGCGAAGAAAAAGGCUGGAGAGGGGCCGAUGGGGAUGGGAGACCAGGGAUUGAAGGUUUCGGAGUUGGAGACGAAUUCGGCGAAGGAGGAAUCGCAGAUGCUCUCGACAUCGGAGGUAGAGGAGAUUGAGGUGAUGGGGUUGUCCAAAUCGCACACAGUAACGCCGGACCCGAAACCACAGAAUGGUUCUCCCUCUCGCAUGACCGAAUUCACGAAACACCCGGAAUUGGAUGGCACGUAG
Molecule: messenger RNA, 720 nt
Organism: Annulohypoxylon maeteangense
Lineage: Eukaryota; Fungi; Ascomycota; Sordariomycetes; Xylariales; Hypoxylaceae
Exons: 1
Coding region: 1-720 (239 amino acids)
Source: RefSeq, a predicted model, not a curated record